This is a messenger RNA of Nylanderia fulva, 2046 nucleotides long. RefSeq names its product signal recognition particle 68 (gene Srp68). The record is from RefSeq and is a predicted model, not a curated record. Gene Ontology annotation, biological process: SRP-dependent cotranslational protein targeting to membrane. Gene Ontology annotation, molecular function: signal recognition particle binding; 7S RNA binding; endoplasmic reticulum signal sequence receptor activity. NCBI's taxonomy places the organism in Eukaryota, Metazoa, Arthropoda, Insecta, Hymenoptera, Formicidae. Gene Ontology annotation, cellular component: signal recognition particle, endoplasmic reticulum targeting.
CGGUCUCUUCUUUAGGCAGGCCUUUGGCGAUCUGUCUAUUAAUCUGUGACAAGACAUGAGAUGAGGACAUGUCUUUUUAGAAAGAUUGAAUUAUUGAAUACAAUUAAUAACGAGCACAAUGGUAGUCGAAGAAAAAGUGGAUUCUUUGAAAGAAAGUCAAAUGCAGGAUGGAGUUAUCACGAAAGAACCGAAGACGUAUUCCUUAGAGAUUUUAAAGAUAAUCAAGGAAGCGCAGCAGCAACAUGGGUUGAGACACGGUGAUUAUCAGCGAUAUCGCGGUUAUUGUUCAAGAAGACUUAGAAGAUUGCGAAAGGUGUUGAAAGUACCGCAAGGUGAUAGACGUCAUUUUAAGAGGAAAGACAUCACUCCAACCAUGGUUAGUGAGGAUAAAUUCUUGCAAAUGCCUUUGAUUAUGGCCGAACGCGCUUGGAGCUAUGCCAUGCAGCUACGACAGGAAUCCAACACAGAGCCGAGAAAAAAGUUUCAUCUGAUAUCAAGGCUAAAGAAGGCAGCUGCAUAUUCUGUACAAUUGCAAGAUCUGAUAGAGAAUAUAAAUUGCGAUGCACGUACAAAGCUAGAGGCUCAAGCGUAUGUGGCCUGGAUGAACGGUUCCUUGCAGUUUGAAUUGCAACUAUGGAAACAGGCCAUGGAGAAUUUGCAGAAGGCACAGGUGGUAUACGGUAAUCUAGCGUCCGCGCUGCCGGAAUUGGAGCAAAUUGUUUACAAAGCGCGUGUUGAGGAGUUGGCGCCUAGUCUCAGAUAUUGCGCUUAUAAUAUUGGAGACACUAGUGCCAUGGACGAUCUUAUGCAGAUGCGCGGACAAUUGAGCGGCGAGCUAAUGGCUAGUCUAGACUCUUUAAUAGCCCAGACACGUGAGAAGCAAUCCAACAUCGAGGAAGUAACGUGGCGUGGAAAAUCUUGCGGUACGGUGCCAGCGAGAGCAGCUGGUUUGAUCAUCGCAGAUUCCAGACUAAAUCAAGCUCUAGAGAAGGCCGCCACAAAUCAAGGGAAGAUCGAUCUGUUGGAGGCGCAUCUGAUCGACUGCAAGGACGCUCUGUCGGCGGUGCGCGAUCAUUUUAAGAACGAAUUGAAAAACAAGGAGAACGACAAGUGGUCGGCGCCGCAGCAUUUGAUAAACUAUUUGCAGUACAUUCGAUUGUCUCGCACGUUAGAGCGCAAUUUAGCGUUGGUAAAAGCGGCCGAAGAAUCGGAGAAAGCUAAACCGCAGGACAUAGUACGUUUAUACGAAGCAGCGUUAUAUAAUGUCGUAGAAAUGUCUCAGUUGCAAGAUGAUACGGAAUUCGUGGAGGAACAGGAGGCUAAAACGAAAGGCUACAGAGCUUUUAGAUGUUUCUAUGUAGCCCAAAGUCUUGCCAAUCAGCAUCGUUGGCGUGAAGCUAUGGCCAUGUAUCAGAGAUCACUGCAGCAUGUGAAAGAUGCAUUUAAAUAUGAUAACAUUCUUCCAUCCACACUGAAGGAAGCCUUGCGCAAGCUGGAAAUUUCUGUGGAGGCUGCCCAGUACUCCGCUCAUGCUCACAGCGUUCUAGAGGAUGGUCAGGAAGAAGAGGGUGGAAUCAGUAAACUUGCCAAAAGCAAGAAACCGUUGUAUGAACGUUUACACGAAUACAGGGAGGAUCCUGCGCUUCUCACCAAGCAACCGAAUGUCUACAAACUGCCACCACCAAUGCAGAGUAUUCCUUGCAAGCCUCUGUUCUUCGAUCUGGCCUUCUUCAUGGUCGAGUUUCCAGAACUGGCGCAUAAAAUAGGCGAUCAAGCUAAAAAAGGACAGGCUGGUCUCACUGGCUUCGUUAAGGGUCUCUGGGGUUGGGGAAAUAAAUGAAUAAUCUCUAUAUAAUUCUAAAAGCUCGAUAUACAUAAGAACUUUGGAUACGUCAUAUAGAUAGUAUUAUCAUGAUACUUAUAUUGUUACUACUGUGUCUUUCUACAGUAUGUCUGCCCAAAAUGGUUUAUUUCGAUGCAAAUAAAAUUUGCAUCAUAUUAUUGAAUACAAAAAUAAAAUGAGAUAUUGAGAUACUCGAUAGGAAA